Oncorhynchus gorbuscha (pink salmon) is the source of this 1057-nucleotide messenger RNA. Its product is annotated as maleylacetoacetate isomerase-like. The coding region runs from base 262 to 924 and encodes 220 amino acids. The record is from RefSeq and is a predicted model, not a curated record. Gene Ontology annotation, biological process: L-phenylalanine catabolic process; glutathione metabolic process. Gene Ontology annotation, molecular function: maleylacetoacetate isomerase activity; glutathione transferase activity. The transcript is spliced from 9 exons. Gene Ontology annotation, cellular component: cytoplasm; mitochondrion. Lineage: Eukaryota; Metazoa; Chordata; Actinopteri; Salmoniformes; Salmonidae.
UCACAGAGCUUAUCACCCCAUUUUAUAAUAUAGCUACAUUGUUACAAUGAGUUAGCGCUACAUUUAUGAAACACUGUGGAAUUUAUAAUACGCGUGAUACAGGAAACGAUUGCCAGUUUGUAUCAUUGCGCAUAGGCAAAAUCGCAUAACUGCCAGCCGUGAUCGAAGAAUCAAGAGUAGAUUCUGUGACAUGUCAUUGUCAAAGUAGUUUAUUUGCACAACAGUAAUAGCUUAUUGUCUCUAGCCUACUUAUAACCUGCAAUGCGGCUCUCACUCGCAUGCCUCAAAAAGCCCAUUCUUCAUGGAUAUUUCAGGAGUUCAUGUUCUUGGAGGGUUCGAAUUGCUUUUGCUCUGAAAGGUAUUGAAUUUGACCAAGUCCCAGUCAAUCUUAUCAAAGAUGGGGGUCAGCAGCUUACAGACCAAUACAAGGCGUUAAACUCUAUGCAACAAGUGCCUGCUGUCCAAAUUGAUGGCAUCACCCUGUCUCAGUCGCUGGCAGUGAUCCAGUACAUUGAGGAGACCAGACCAGGACCCAGGCUUCUCCCUGCAGACCCAAAGAAGCGUGCCCAGGUGCGCAUGAUCUCUGACCUCAUCGCCUCCGGGAUCCAGCCCGUACAGAAUUUGUAUGUGCUACAGAAGAUUGGAGCAGAGAAGUUGCAGUGGGCGCAGCAUUUCAUCCAAAGAGGUUUUGAAGCCUUGGAGCCCAUUCUGAAAGAGACGGCAAGCAAGUACUGCGUAGGGGACGAGAUCUCCAUGGCAGACAUCUGUCUCGUCCCUCAAGUCUAUAAUGCUGAACGGUUCAAAGUGGACGUUGAUCAGUUCCCAACUAUCAAAAGGCUAAACCAAACCUUAAUGAAGGUAGAGGCUUUCAAAGUGAGUCAUCCAUCUUGCCAACCAGAUACACCUGCUGACAUAUGUACAUGAGAACCCCUCGGACAUCUACAGGAGCCAGUAGUGCCAUCAUCAUUGAAUACUUCAAUAAAAAUAUUUGAUGUGAAUCAUUUGGUUUCAAUCCCGUGACUUGAAAUAAGACUAAAAUAAAGAAUGUUUGGGUUAA